AUGAAAAAAUAUGAUGCUAUUAUUAUAGGUGGUGGUCACAAUGCACUUGUGGCAGCCUGCUAUUUCAAAUAUAAAAAUAUCUUGCUUCUAGAAAGAAGACAUAUAACUGGUGGAGCAGCUUAAACAGAAGAAAUCUAUCCUGGUUUUAAAUUCAGUCGAUUCUCAUACUUACUCUCAUUGAUGCGUCCAUCAGUAAUCAAUGAAUUGAAUUUAUAUUAACAUGGAUUGAAACUAUUUAGAAGACCUAUCUCUAGUAUUACAGUCACCAAAAACAAAGGAGAAUAUCUGUUAAUGAACUCAGAUUCAACUUUUUGUAAAUAGGAAAUAGCUAAGUUCUCUAAAAGAGAUAGUGAAGUCUAUGAUGAAUACAACUAAUUCUUAUCAGAAAUUAUAGAUUUAUGGAGUUAUUAUUAAGAUAAAUAUCCUUAUGACACAUCUGCUAAAGGUAAUGGAUAUAAUAUAAAGAAAAGUUUUGAUGAUCUUGGAUUAUUAUUGAAAAUUGGAUAAGAUUGA
Molecule: messenger RNA, 513 nt
Organism: Paramecium pentaurelia
Lineage: Eukaryota; Ciliophora; Oligohymenophorea; Peniculida; Parameciidae
Source: the annotation of a GenBank genome assembly